CUUAUUCUUCUUCCGACAGUAUAGACAGAGAAUAAACGCGCCAUCUACACAACGCGAAGCUUAUAUAUAAACCUCCUAGCAGAACAAACAUUUCAAGACAACAACUUUGAUAAUUGUUUGUUGAGGAAUGAUGAUUAAGGGUGGUGAAUACGAGCGGGUGCUGAGGUACUUGGACGAGGACGGUGAUGGAAAGAUUUCAGCUUGUGAGUUGAGGAACAGAAUAGGGAUGCUGGGUGGGGAGGUUGGGUUGAGAGAGGCGGAGAUGGUGAUUGCGGCGAUGGAUUCUGACGGUGAUGGGUUUCUUUGUUUGGAGGAUUUGGUGAAGAUGAUGGAGGGAGUGGAAGAGGAAGAGAAGGUGAAUGAUUUGAGGGAAGCUUUUGAUUUGUACGACAGGGAACGGUGUGGCUUCAUCACCCCCAAAGCCUUGAAGAGGAUGCUCAAGAAGUUGGGUGAAUCCAAGUCCAUGGAUCAGUGCAGAGCCAUGAUUGCUCGCUUUGAUUUGAAUGGAGAUGGCAUGCUUAGCUUUGAAGAGUUCAGAGUUAUGAUGAAGUAAUCAAUGAUGAUCGGUCUACAUUCAUCCGAAUAGCUCGUUGAUUUCUUUGUACAUUGUGUCUAAUCCUAAUUCAUUCCAUUUUGUUUCUUCA
Vigna umbellata (rice bean) is the source of this 644-nucleotide messenger RNA. RefSeq lists its product as uncharacterized. Gene Ontology annotation, molecular function: calcium ion binding. The record is from RefSeq and is a predicted model, not a curated record. NCBI's taxonomy places the organism in Eukaryota, Viridiplantae, Streptophyta, Magnoliopsida, Fabales, Fabaceae.